CCAAGUCGGCCCUGGGCGAGAACAGUGCCAGUGUUUACAGUCAGUGGGAGCAUGCAGAUUGCCAUCACCUUGACGGCGUUGCUCGCCGCGGCGGCUGCGACCAAAGUUACGACCAACACCAACUCCAACCCCCGUGUCAAAAAACGGACAGGUCCUCUGAGGCCGUUAGAUUCUUCUACCGCUGCAAGUUGGUGGAGGCAGGAGCUGACACCAAGCCAGUCCUACCCUGAUGACGAUCCGGCAUCUGAUUUUUUCUCCUCGAGCCACGGCCUCGUACAGACGCACCCUGCGGACUUGUCCGGCCCUGCUUUCGGAAGCCCUCCGGUCCAGGAUCCCGCCCAGAAGAAAUACGCCCCGGCGUCAUCCCUCGACUUCGUCAGGAGGGGACUCGACGAACUGAGAAGGAAUCCUCUGCUUUCGUCUCCCGAGGAGUGCGCGAGGGCUUGCCGCGAAGGAGAACCCCCCAAGAUCUGCUACUACCAUUUUACAGCUGAACUUUACACAGUACUCGGAGCAGCUUGUCAGGUCUGCACGCCCAACGCCACCAACACCGUGUGGAGCCAUUGCCAGUGCGUUCUUGCCGACGGUGUCGAAAGAGGAAUGCUCACGAUAAACAGGAUGCUUCCAGGUCCCAGCAUACAGGUCUGCGAAGGUGACAAGGUAGUCGUCGAUCUUUUGAACAGAAUGGAAGGAAGCGAAUUGACCAUCCAUUGGCACGGAAUCCACCAGCGAGGAACCCAAAUUUCGGACGGAGUACCAUUUGUGACUCAGUGUCCCAUCUCGGAAGGAAACACGUUCAGAUACCAAUGGGUAGCUGGCAACGCCGGAACACACUUUUGGCAUGCUCACACUGGGCUUCAAAAGAUGGACGGUAUUUAUGGAAGCAUUGUCGUCCGUCAGGCUCCAUCUCACGACCCCAAUAGCCACUUGUACGACUUCGAUCUGACGACCCACGUCAUGAUGCUCAGCGACUGGAUGCACGAAGAUGCCAUGGAAAGAUUCCCAGGCAGGCUUGCCGCGAACACAGGCCAAGAUCCCGAAACUCUGCUCAUCAAUGGAAAAGGACAGUUUGAGGAUCCCAACACCAGAUACCGUACAAACACCCCUAUGGAAAUCUUCACUAUCACACCAGGCCGUAGGUACAGAUUCCGUAUGAUCAACUCACUGGCUUCCGUCUGUCCGGCUCAGUUGACCAUCCAGGGCCAUCCGCUUGUCUUAAUCGCGACUGACGGUGAACCUGUACAUCCUGUCGUCGUGAACACAAUUAUCUCCUUCUCGGGCGAACGUUACGACUUUGUCAUCACUGCUGAUCAGCCUGUCGGCGCCUACUGGAUCCAAGCCAGAGGUCUCGGAGAGUGCGGUAACAAACGUGUCCAGCAACUCGCUGUACUCAGGUACGCAAGAGGUCCUUACCAGCCAUCAACACAGGCCCCAACAUAUGACGUCGGUCUCCCACAAGGAGUUGUCCUGAACCCGCUUGAUGCUCAGUGCAACCAACCUAGGAACGAUGCAGUGUGUGUCAACCAGCUCAAAAAUGCAAAGCAUAUCGAUGAAGGCAUCUUACAGGAACGGCCUGACGUCAAAAUUUUCUUACCCUUCAGAUUUUUGUUUUACAGACCCGAAGAACUUUUCCAACCUCAUCAGUACAACAGAUUUUUGGUCGCUCCUGGAGGCGGUGAUCACGUUAUCAGUUUGGUCGAUGAAAUCUCUUUCGUAUUUCCACCCGCACCGCCAGUUUCUCAGAUCGACGACAUCAACCCGGAACAGUUCUGUAACGGAGACAACAAGCCAGCCAAUUGUGGAAGAAACUGCAUGUGCACCCAUAAAGUCGACAUACCCCUCAACGCGGUCGUAGAAGUCGUCCUUGUCGACGAAGUACAACAGCCUAAUUUGAGUCACCCGUUCCAUUUGCACGGUUACUCCUUCAACGUCAUCGGUAUGGGAAGGUCUCCCGACAAAAACGUGAAGAAAAUCAACUUGAAACACGCCCUCGACUUGGACAGGAGAGGUCUCCUCCAUAGGCAGUUCAACCUCCCACCUUCAAAGGACACAAUCGCCGUGCCCAAUAACGGAUAUGUCGUUUUUAGAUUCAGAGCCGAUAACCCAGGUUACUGGCUGUUCCACUGUCACUUCUUGUUCCACAUUGUUAUUGGAAUGAACUUAAUUCUUCACGUGGGUACGCAAGCGGAUCUGCCACCUAUUCCACCCAAUUUCCCUCGAUGCGGAGAUUUCCUACCACCUGUAACUCUUCACUGAUAAUAGUUUGCUCUUCUUCAAUCAACAAAUCGUUUCAAAUUCUCGCAAUUUAUGAACACCGCGAACCACAUUUAAAUUUAAAUAAUUUUAUAUCAGGCUCUAUUUUGAACUUUCUUGCGAAAUAGUACUUUAUAGAUGAAAAGAAUGAGAUUAUUCUUUUAUUGUAGUUUUUUAGGCGAAAUGAAAUCGUGUUUGAACUACGUUUGUGUUAUUGUUCAUAAUAAUGCGAAAGCACCGUCACUAGGGUGUAAAAUUGUUUAUACUGUGGUGUACAUUUUAUUGUGGCGUUUUUAGAUUAGAACUAUCCAUUUACAGAUUCAUUUUCCCCUCCUUUUCGAAUCAGAUCUGGUCCCUUGUGCUUUAAGCAAUAUGUUGCCAUAACAAAAUGAUGCAACAAUUUUCUCAUAACGCUCCAUCAUCAUAUAACUUGGUUUUCCACAGAUCAUCACGUUUUUUGUUCAAUUUGAUUGAUUUAUUAAAACGGGAAUUGUUAUCAAUGCAACUGGACUUAAUGUUUAGUUGUAAUGCUCAUAAAAGCUUGCCAAAUUAUUUACCCUUUUCUUAAUUUAAUUACUUAUUUAUUUUUUAAUUAAGCAAGAUUGCAUGCAGGCUGGUUGUAAAACAGUAUUAAAGAAAUUUGAAAUCUAGUUGUCAAUUUAUUUAAUAAAUUGAUAUUUUUUUAUAUAACGUAAUUUUAACUUAAGGGAACUUUAUAACUAUGUUUUUUUAUGCAUUGAACAAUAAUUAUAAUUAUAAUUUAAAAGAUGAAAUAAGGGAAAUGUUUUUUUAUAUUUACUAUAUAUUACAAAAUAAUAUAUUUUUUACAAGGCAAAUAUAUUAACCCUCAAAACAACUUUGGUAUUUAGUAAUAUUUUAUUAAAAUUAUCUGCACAUUUCCAGUUACCAAAAUAAUAAGUUCUUCUACCAAAAAAUGUAUAUUUCUUUUUUUUAAUUAUUAUAUUUUUUAUACUUUUUAUAUAUAUAUACGAACGUUAUCAAAAUCUUUCAAGAAAUGACGCUGAGGAGCUUAGACUUGAUUUUUCGUCACCAAAAAUCAAGUGUCUGCUCCUGUAAAUUUUUAAAAUCCUCAAAAAGUCAAUUUUUCUUUAAAAUAGAAAAAUUGAUUUUUAAGAGAUGUUUAGGAAAGUGUGUGCGGUAUACAUACAGUACGUAUUUUGUAUAUAAUUGUUUUAUAUAAUAAUAAUGUAU
Cimex lectularius (bed bug) is the source of this 3465-nucleotide messenger RNA. RefSeq names its product laccase-5 (gene stw). Lineage: Eukaryota; Metazoa; Arthropoda; Insecta; Hemiptera; Cimicidae. The coding region runs from base 52 to 2256 and encodes 734 amino acids. Gene Ontology annotation, molecular function: copper ion binding; oxidoreductase activity. The record is from RefSeq and is a predicted model, not a curated record. Gene Ontology annotation, biological process: iron ion transport. Gene Ontology annotation, cellular component: plasma membrane. The transcript is spliced from 11 exons.